Messenger RNA from Thunnus maccoyii (southern bluefin tuna), 3430 nucleotides. RefSeq names its product gastrula zinc finger protein XlCGF57.1-like. Gene Ontology annotation, cellular component: nucleus. NCBI's taxonomy places the organism in Eukaryota, Metazoa, Chordata, Actinopteri, Scombriformes, Scombridae. The record is from RefSeq and is a predicted model, not a curated record. The transcript is spliced from 2 exons. Bases 180 to 1967 code for a protein of 595 amino acids. Gene Ontology annotation, biological process: regulation of transcription by RNA polymerase II. Gene Ontology annotation, molecular function: DNA-binding transcription factor activity, RNA polymerase II-specific; RNA polymerase II cis-regulatory region sequence-specific DNA binding.
UGUUCGCCCUCCAGUCCAGCAGACUUCGCUGUUCGCUUUCUCCGCUUCGCUCCGCAGGAAGCGAACAGUUGACGACGCGGAACUCAACGGUCUGUUCGCUGUGUUUACCUGUUUACCUCCUCGCUGUCUCUCUCUCUCUUUGUCCGCUGGAAGGCUGAAAGUGCGCAGAAAAGGAGAAAAUGUGCGCCGUGCAGCUGCUGCGGGUGUCGGUACAUGAGCGGAUCAGCGCUGCCGCUGAAGACUUUCUGCUGCAGGUGGAAAAAGGAGAAGAAACGGCAGAAAUCCCGCUGAGAGCGCUGCUCACCGAGCGGCUAACGGCGGCUGCGGAGGAGAUCGUCGGUCUGUUGGAGGAAACCGUGGCGGAGUACGAAGACAGAGUGGAGCGGUCAGAGCGGGAGAUCUGCCGCCAGAGGAGGCUGCUCGAUGCCGUGCUGAAGCCCGAAGUCAAGCUGCUCAGAGCAGAGCCGCUGCAGUCGGUGAUCCUGAACGACUCAAACCUGCAGCCUCCAGUCGACCCCGCAGACCUGAAACAGACUGAAACUGAACACAACGACAGCGAUGUUUCCUGCCCUCCGACGCCUCGCUCCCCCUCACCUGCCGACUGUCAGCCCGUCUCACCAAGCGGCUCCGUCAUCGACAGCGAAGGCGAUCUGGACAGUGACUGGACGGAAGAGCGUCGCUCCAGGACACUGAGACAUCUGAGGAAAAAGAAGAGAGGACGGCCGCCGCUUGGCCUUGCAAACAAACGGAAGCGGUCGUCUCCAACGCAGAGUUUCUGGUGUCAGGUGUGUGGACGCGCUCUGCAGGGUAAAGGCUUCCUGCUCAAACACGUCCUGCAGGUCUGCGCCAAAGACCCAGACUGUCGCUGUGGUUUCUGCGGUGAGCGUUUAGACUCGGCCGACGCCCUGACUGCUCACCUCCAAACCCACCAGGAGAAGAGUAAGACCUGCUCGUUCUGCGGGAAGACCUUCCACUCCAUCCUGGCGCAGGAGCUGCAUGUCCGGCUGCACACUGGAGAGAAACCGUACAGCUGCGAUGUUUGCGGCAAGAAGUUCAGCCAGAAGGGCAACAUGACUUCACACAUGCGCGUCCACGCCACAGAGAAACCCUUCCAAUGCAAAGAGUGCAGCCGGGCGUUCUGUCACAUGUCUUCUUUGGAGCGACACAUGCUGGAGCACAGCAGCAAGGUGACGCUCAGCUGCAGCGUCUGCGGUCAGGAGUUCAGUAAGAGGAGACUCCUGCGCCAACACAUGACGAGUCACCAGAAGGACGGCAGCGACAAACCCAAAAGAUGCCGCAGCUCCGCGCCGUCGUUCCGCUGCAAAGUGUGCGGAGAUGCCUUCGACAGGAAGAGCUUCUUAGUGAAGCACGUGGAGACUCACCUACAGGACCCGCGUUGUUGCUGCGGACUCUGUGGACACCAGUACGAGUCCGCCGACAGCCUCGCCGCUCACCUGCGCUCGCACCGGGAGAUCAGUAACACUUGCCACGUCUGCGGGAAGAGCUUCCCUGCUCAUGGGGCGCUGGAGAUGCACAUGCGGAUCCACACCGGAGAGAAACCUUACAGCUGCAGCUUCUGCGGAAAGGCCUUCAACCAGAGCGGCAACCUGAAGACGCACCUGAAGAUCCACACAGGUGAGCGGGCGUUCUUCUGUAGCCUCUGUGGGAAGGGCUUCACCCAGAAACAGACUCUGGACACGCACGUCCGCUUCCACAACAAGGAGAGACGCUUCCUGUGCCAGGUGUGCGGGAAGGGCUUCAUUCAGGACGUGGACCUGAAAAGACACAUGCUGAUCCACACCGGAGAGAAACCGUACAGCUGCAGGGUCUGCGGGAAGAGCUUCCAGGCCAAACGCUCGCUAAACGGACACCUCAAAGUCCACACGGUGGGGGAGGGGCCGGGCACGGAGCAGGACCACAGCGCCGAGCAGAGGAGGCUCAACGCGUUCUGCUUCGCUCAGCUGUAGCUUGUACGUCAGCCUGUAACUAAAAACUCUUCUGGUGUAACUGUUGACUCGUAGAGCUGGACUCAAACCAACAACUUUGUUCUUCAGUUUCAAACAACUUUAAUAACAGUUAUAAGUGCUGAUUAGGGAUGCAGCGAUUAAAGCGAUUUCACUGUUAAACUGCACUUUAAAAUGUCACGGUUUUGUAACUGUAAAGGCGACACCGAGUGUUUCCGUUCUCACUCUGUAAAAUGCGACAUUAUGGUGCGUUAUCUUUCUAUGAACAACGAUUGUACUGUGAGGAAAAUUAAACAAAACUAGAUUGUGUUUAAAAAAAAAUGUUCAAGGGGCAACGUGGUGCAGCGGCUUAAAACACCAGUUCAGAUACGCUAAGUUACACCUGCUGUGACGAGAGCGACUCCCCUCGUUGAUGUUUGACGGGGGGCAACGUUAGCUAAAGGAGACGAGAUUUUGGAUACAUAAAGAAGGGACAGGUGGUCGUUUAAUUGAUCAGACACCUUGAACUUCAUGCAACCUCUCAAGUUACUUAAUGAAAUUAAAUAUGAAAGUGUCGCUUAAAAUCUACUGAGUAGCAGCGAGUUAAGAGUCGAGCUUUCAGCGCAAUGUAAAUCAACAGCAGCAAAGCAGGAAAAGGAGCGUUACACCAUUUAUGAAUGAACACUCACCUAAACGGCAGUAAUCCCCUCGAGGGCUUCAGGUUGACCGUUUACAUCCUGUUUCUUCGUCCCGUCUGUUCUGAGGGUUUUGAUUGGCUGGUACGGAAGGUAAAUAUGCUAAAAGACUAACUGAACAUUUAGGAUGUUGUAGACUUUCAGCAUCAUACCCUGGGAUCUAAUUAAUUGCAUUUCAGUGAUUAAUAACACUCUUUCUUUCAUUUUUACUAAUAUUAAACUAAUAAUAUUGUAAAGAGUAUGUAGACCUGCUCUAUAUGAAAAGUGGGCUGAGAUCAAUCCUGAAAUAUGAUUUGGCGCUAUGUAAAACAAACAAAAUGUUAAUUAUUAAAAUAGAUCAUUUAAAAUGAGUUAUGGAUCACAGUUGAUGAUAAUAACACUGCAGUUUAUUACCUACAUUAGUAAUAUUAUCCUGUAGCAGAUCAAUGAAGUUCAUCUUAAUCUUAUAUUAAUAAUAAGAAACUGUUAAAAGCCAAGAAAGAAAUAUUUUGGGGAAAUAAAAACAACAAAACCUCUAAUUAAAAAUCAUCCAUCUGUAGUGUUGUGACAUAAAUUUUUGCAUAAUAAUAAUAAUGAAACCCUGAUUUUGUCCUCAGACUAUAAUCGUACCAUCGAAAUCUAUAAUCGUUGCAUCCCGAGAUCUGAUUAUCAUCGACACGACAGAAAUAAGUUCUCAGAUGUUCAAAAGCAGUCAAACAAGAUGUUUAUGAAUCUGAGCAGAUAUUUAAUGUCGACGUUCAGUGUUCAGCUGAUUUUCUGCGUCAGUGAGUCAAAUAAACACGUCGAGUCAAA